Messenger RNA from Angiostrongylus costaricensis, 825 nucleotides. NCBI's taxonomy places the organism in Eukaryota, Metazoa, Nematoda, Chromadorea, Rhabditida, Metastrongylidae. The record is from the annotation of a GenBank genome assembly.
AUGACGGUGUUGCCCGUCGACAGGGCGUCGCUAGUGCUAGAAGCUGUGCCGUCGGCCGCCGACGUCGAGCGUAUUCGCCGCUUCACCGCCGCCCAUCCGAACUCGCAGUGGACGGAGGCCGAACAAUUUGUGAUCGAUCUUGCUGCUAUCGAAAGAGCCGAAGAAAAGUUAACGGUGAUGGUACAUACAGCAACUUUCGACGAUGGAAUCAACGCUAUCAAUGAGCAAUUGAACGCGUACUCGACGGCAGCAAAACUCGUCCAAGAAUCCGAACAGUUGCGGUUAAUACUGCAGGCAAUACUCACGUUACUGAACCACCUAAACGGUACCUCGCUGGACGAGAAAGUCGUUGUAGGAUUUUGCACCAGCCAACUCUCUGAAGUGUGCUCAGCACAACUGGCUGACGGUUCAUCUGUUCUGCAGACGUUGACGGAAUUCAUUCGUGAUCGAGCACCGUACGCUUCCGAUGCUGCCGAACUCGUUGAGCCUCUUAAUGAAGCUGCCAAAGUGUCCUUCCUGUCGAUCUACGAAUCGCUGCUACGAUUAGACGAGAACAAUCAGCGUGUACAGGUGGAACUUGAGCAACUCGAUUUUGAGCAUCCAGUGCUUGCACUCCGAUUAUCCGAGAUGCGCCAACGACUUGAGGAGAUGGCCGAUAAACUCGUCCGUGUCAAGGAUCAAGUGCUGUUGAUGCUGGCAUAUAUGGGAGAGGCGCUACCGCGUACCGAAUCCGAUUUUCGUCCAGAACUCUAUUUGCAGAAAUUAUGCUCAUUUCUUAUGUCGUUGCGUCUUAGGCAAACCGAAGACGUCGAGGUGGAAAACUAA